AUGUCGAGGCGCAAGCAAAUGAAACCUCAACACAUCACCUUGGAGGAGGACCAGGGAGAGCAGCAGCCACAGCAGCAGCCGCAGCAGCUGGCCCCGAAGUUUGCAGAUGCGGCCACAGUGGUGUCUGCAGUGAGGGAGCCAGGUGCUCCAGUGAACAACCCGGGGACUGGUGAGGACAUGAAUGGGGACCAAGUGAAAGUAAAGAGACCUUGUUGGCAGCAGACUCACAUCUGUGAGAUGUGCUGUGGAGUGUUCUUUAACGUGUUUAAGUUCUUAGAACAUAAGAAAAAUUGCUCUAAAUUUAGACCUGUCUUCAUCGUGAAGGACAGUGGGGGGCUGGUGCCUUCAAAAGACUUCAGGGCUGUGGAGAGCUACCAACCACACAAUCCAAGCAGUAAGGACUGUCCUAGGGAGCAUGGUGGCAGCUCAUGGGACAUGAAGGAGAAGCCAGGGGCAGAGUCUGUUCUGCAUUUAAAGAAGACUGCUCUGCCAACCACGUCCCAGAACUUAAGCUAUUUACCCAAAGGCAAAGUGACCAAAACUAAUGUCACUCUUCAAGCACUACGGGGUACCAAGGUGGCAGUGGGUCAGCAGAGAGCCAACACACUGCCUGCUCCUCUGCCUGGUGCCAACAGCAUCCCAUGGUUCCUGGAGCAGGUCCUGUAUCUGCAGCAUCAGCAGCUACAGCAGAUGCAGCUCACAGAGCAGAUCCGCAUCCGGGUGAGCAUGUGGGCCGCCCACACCUUCCACUCAGGCAUAGCGGGAGUUGAUGCCCUGAAGACCAUAGGCAGCCAUGUGUCCCAGCAGGUCCAAGGUCUGUUUCUGGACCCCUUGAGACCAGCCAGCCUACCUCACGCAAAUAUCCCUCCCACCACCAGCUCUGUGCCCCAAGGGCUGGUAGCCAUUGCCCCGAGGCCAGAUGGGUCAAGGAUGCUUCCGAACCACCUUCCAGGUGCUUUGAUACCUCAGGCCCCAGGCUCUGUGCCCUUCCAGAGCCCUUUCUCCACUGUGGCAUCAGACCCAUCCAUGAAUGGGAAAGAGAGGCCAUCCAAUGUCCCCCCAGUAGAUGUCAAAUCCAGAGACAAGGCUGCCUUCUACCUGUACAAAUGUAAACACUGUAGCAAGGUUUUUGGGACUGAUAACGCCUUGCAGGUCCACCUCCGUUCACAUAUUGAAGAGAGACCCUUCGUGUGCUCUGUCUGUGGCCAGUGUUUCACCACAGAGGAUGACCUCCAGGCGCACUUUAAUCAACAUUUCCAGGCGAAGGCGAACCCCCAACUGUUUGGCGAGUUCCACGACAAAAUGGCGACAGGCGUUGGUGUUCCCUAUGCACUCUCUGUACCUGUCCCUGAAGAUGAAUCAAGUCUUAGCAAAUCUGCCCUGGUCACAGAGACCCCCAAUGUAGGGCUACCUCAGAAUCUCUCUUGUGGGACUAACCCCAAGGACCUAAUGGGUGGCUCGCUAGCCAACUACCCUCGGCCCUGGCCUCCAGAAAGUGGGGAUGGAUACCGAUUCUCUGGGGUGGGGACAGACCAUAAUUACCCAAGGGUUGAUGGUUUCCAAGGGAGAGGGGCACCCAAGCGAGGGUCAGAGACUCUGAAGUUGCAGCAGCUGGUGGAGAACAAUGAUAAGACCACCACUCACCCCAAUGAAUGUCACACUUGCCACCGUGUCUUAAGCUCCAAAAGGUCCCUCAAAAUGCAUUACCGCACCCACACCAGGGAGAGUACAUACCAGUGUAAGACCUGUGACCGAAUCUUCUCCACCAAAGAAAGCCUGAAUACACACUUAAAGACUCACCAAACUAAAACAUCCACAAAGGCGAAGCAUUCGUGCCCCAUCUGCCAGAAGAAGUUUACCAAUGCGGUCAGGUUGCAGCAACAUAUUCGGAUGCACACGAGUGGUCAGAUUCCCAACACACUUGUUCUGGAAAAUCCUUGUGACUUUAGGGAUCCUGAGCCAAUGAAGAUCGGUGAGAAUGGCAGCACAAGUGCCAUAUGUCACAAUGAUGUUGAAAUCACUGAUGUAGACCAAGUUGGCUCCCAGGAUGCCCCUAGCAGCUCAUCGAAGAUCCCCAUGCCUCUUCCGAGCAUCCACUCGACAUCACCUACACCAAGUUUCACCAUCACAGCUCCCCUGGUGGUGGGCCCUGCUCCUGUGGUCACACAGCAGCAGAGCAGCAGAGGAAAAGGUUUGGUGGAGAGUGGUGGCUUGACCAACUUGUCUUCAGUGAUAGGAGACCAGAAGUAUCAGAGCCGAAAUCCAGACCUUCUGGAAGUCACGUCUUUUCAGGCUCUCACCCCAGUCAAUAGCAAAGCAGAAAGCAUCAAGUCCAAGUUUCCUGAUGCUGAUGGCAAAACAGAGAGCUCAAAGAACAGCCACACUGAUAUGAAAGGUUGGAUCAGUCUCCCAUUAACAAUUGCCGGGGCCCAGCCAACCUUUGGCAAAGUUGAAGUUCCUGGUGCAUUUGGACCCACUACCAUAUCCCCAGGCAUGCCAUCUUUGUUAGCAGCUCAGCCAUGCCAACAAGACAAGCAACAUGGCUGCGCACAGUUCGGGAAGAACUCAUUGGCCAGUGCUGUUAAAAUUCAUGAGUGGACUCACACUGGGCAGAAGAAGCCCUUCGUGUGUAACAUAUGUAGGCAAGCUUUCACCACCAAAGACAACUUGCAGGCCCACUAUAUGACACACACGGCCAACAAUAGCUCUGCACACUGUGGGAGGAAGCAGGGCAUUGACAACACCAUGGUUCUGUUAGGAACAGAUGGAAAGAGGCUUCCUGAAAUGUUUCCUCAGGAAACCAUGGUCCCUUCAGUGAAUGUGAACCCUGUUGUGUGCAACCAGUACACCACCAUGCUCAGUGGUAGUCUGGCCAAUAAUACCAACCAGAUCUCAGUGAUUCAGAGUGUAGGUAUCCCAACUCCCCCAGUUUCCCAGGGGGCAAGCUCUGCUGUGGGUAACACCACUGUCUCCAAGAUAGAUAGCUCUCAGUCAGCUGUUAGUGCUGAUGUGGAAAAAGCAGGUGCUGCUGACAGCAUUCCCAAACACCAGUCCCCUCACUUACUGGAAGCUAAGCUCCAGGAGAGCCCACUGGAAGGAGAAAUGUAG
This is a messenger RNA of Eptesicus fuscus (big brown bat), 3108 nucleotides long. RefSeq names its product sal-like protein 4. Gene Ontology annotation, biological process: regulation of transcription by RNA polymerase II. The record is from RefSeq and is a predicted model, not a curated record. The coding region runs from base 1 to 3108 and encodes 1035 amino acids. Gene Ontology annotation, cellular component: nucleus. The transcript has 2 exons. Gene Ontology annotation, molecular function: DNA-binding transcription factor activity, RNA polymerase II-specific; RNA polymerase II cis-regulatory region sequence-specific DNA binding. Lineage: Eukaryota; Metazoa; Chordata; Mammalia; Chiroptera; Vespertilionidae.